UGUAGCAAGUAACAGAACACAAGCUUUUCGGUUCAGAACUCACGAGCUGCAACACACAAAGACCCUUUUUUGCUUAUUCCUUUAUUCUUCUUCUUCUUCUUCUUCUUCUUCUUCUUCUUCUUCCAUUUGCUUCUACUCUGUUUCCACUUUACCACACAACACAAACGCCAAUCCACAGAACCCUAAUUCCCUUCAAACAAUAACAUAAAAGGUAGCACAAUGGUUUUCGUUUCGCGAGCUGCUACACCGUCACACUGUAUUCGCCAUGACACCAUAUUUCGGCACAGCUUCGAUGGGUCCAAUGUUAGGAGGAGACCUUGCUUUGCUGUCUCUCCUUCUUCCUGGGAUUCUGCUAAGAAGGGUUGGCGUGGUCGUAGUAUGAUUGUUGCAGCUAGCCCUCCCACCGAAGAUGCUGUGGUUGCUGCGGAGCCACUCACGAAGAAGGAUCUUGUGGAUUAUCUUGCCUCUGGUUGCAAGACCAAGGAUAAAUGGAGGAUAGGUACUGAACAUGAGAAGUUCGGCUUUGAGUUUGGAAGCUUGCGUCCAAUGAAGUACGAGCAAAUAGCAGAGUUGUUGAAUGGCAUUGCUGAGAGAUUUGAGUGGGAAAAAAUAAUGGAAGGUGAUAAAAUUAUUGGACUCAAACAGGGGAAGCAGAGCAUAUCAUUGGAGCCAGGUGGUCAGUUUGAGCUUAGUGGAGCCCCUCUUGAAACCUUGCAUCAGACUUGUGCUGAAGUUAAUUCACACCUCUAUCAGGUUAAAGCUGUUGCGGAGGAAAUGGGCAUUGGAUUUUUGGGUAUUGGCUUCCAGCCAAAGUGGGGAAUCAAAGACAUACCUAUAAUGCCAAAGGGAAGAUAUGAUAUCAUGAGGAAUUACAUGCCUAAAGUUGGUUCCCUUGGUCUUGACAUGAUGUUCAGAACAUGUACUGUACAGGUCAAUCUGGACUUCAGUUCUGAAGCUGAUAUGAUCAGGAAAUUUCGCGCUGGCCUAGCUUUGCAGCCCAUAGCAACAGCUCUUUUUGCAAAUUCACCCUUCACAGAAGGAAAGCCGAAUGGUUUUGUCAGUAUGAGAAGCCAAAUUUGGACUGAUACUGAUAAGGAUCGCACAGGCAUGCUCCCCUUUGUUUUUGAUGACUCAUUCGGGUUUGAGCAGUACGUCGAUUAUGCUCUUGAUGUUCCAAUGUAUUUUGUCUAUCGGAAAAAGAAAUAUGUCGACUGCACUGGAAUGACUUUUAGGGACUUUUUGGCUGGAAAACUUCCUUGUCUUCCCGGUGAAUUACCAACCCUCAAUGAUUGGGAGAAUCACUUGACGACUAUAUUUCCUGAGGUCAGGCUGAAGAGGUAUUUGGAGAUGAGAGGUGCUGAUGGAGGGCCAUGGAGAAGGUUAUGUGCCUUACCAGCACUUUGGGUAGGGCUAUUGUACGAUGAUGUUUCUCUACAAAACAUUUUAGAUAUGACAGCAGAUUGGACUCCGGAAGAAAGGCAAAUGCUAAGGAACAAGGUUCCCAUAACUGGCCUAAAAACACCAUUUAGAGACGGUCUUCUGAAGCAUGUUGCUGAAGAAGUUCUACAGUUAGCAAGGGAUGGCUUGGAAAGAAGAGGCUUUAAAGAAACAGGAUUUUUGAAUGAGGUAGCUGAGGUGGUUAGAACAGGUAUCACUCCAGCUGAGAAGCUUCUGGAAUUGUAUCAUGGAAAGUGGGGGCAAUCUGUAGAUCAUGUAUUUGAGGAAUUGCUUUAUUGAGCUGUAUUCACAUAAAUACUUGCUUCUCUUUCACUUUUUAAGUGGAGGUUACUUGUGUGUAAAACCUUUGGUUGUAUUCCUCGUAAUCUUUCUUGUGCUCUGCUUUUAGAUAUAGGAAAUAAUUUCUGAUAUAAUUUUUUUGCCUCAAGGCUUCUCAUGUACUCUUCUGUGGAAACGUGAUGUGACCAAGCUGGUCUUUAAUUCAUGUCACAAAUUUGAGAAUCUCAUCUAGGUAAUCAAUUUAACAGAAGAGGCAAUAGAUUAAUGGUUUGCGGUUGAUACCA
Messenger RNA from Arachis duranensis, 2021 nucleotides. Its product is annotated as glutamate--cysteine ligase, chloroplastic. Gene Ontology annotation, molecular function: glutamate-cysteine ligase activity. The record is from RefSeq and is a predicted model, not a curated record. The coding region runs from base 220 to 1737 and encodes 505 amino acids. Lineage: Eukaryota; Viridiplantae; Streptophyta; Magnoliopsida; Fabales; Fabaceae. The transcript has 16 exons. Gene Ontology annotation, biological process: modified amino acid biosynthetic process; glutathione biosynthetic process.